AUGGAUUUGUUCAGAAAGUGUAUGGAUCCAGUUGAGAAGUGUUUAAGAGACGCGAAGAUGGACAAGAGCAACGUCCACGACGUGGUUCUUGUGGGUGGGUCGACCCGGAUCCCUAAAGUUCAACAACUGUUGCAGGAUUUUUUCAACGAGAAAGAUCUCUGUAAGAGCAUCAACCCAGAUGAAGCGAUGGCUUAUGGUGCUGCAGUUCAGGCGGUCAUUUUAAGCGGCGAAGGAAACGAAAAAGUUCAGGAUCUUCUUCUUCUCGAUGUCACCGCUCUGUCUCUAGGGCUUGAAACCGCUGGUGGUGUUAUGACGGUGUUGAUACCCAGAAACACCACAAUUCCGAUCAAGAAAGAGCAGGUGUUCUCUACUUAUUCGGAUAAUCAACCGGACGUUUUGAUUCAGGUUUACGAAGGUGAAAGAACUCGAACUAAAGACAACAACCUGCUCGGAAAAUUCGAGCUUUCCGGGAUCCCUCCUGCUCCUCGUGGUGUUGAACUGUAA
This is a messenger RNA of Lactuca virosa, 504 nucleotides long. The record is from the annotation of a GenBank genome assembly. NCBI's taxonomy places the organism in Eukaryota, Viridiplantae, Streptophyta, Magnoliopsida, Asterales, Asteraceae.